UCAAUUUGUUCACGACUUUUUGCAACAAAUAUCAUUGGAAGUCGUAAUAAACGAAAUCGAAAGACUACAAAAAAUGGAUUCCGAACUAGUCGACUUCAUUUCACAUCUUGGCGACGAUGUACCAUUCUCGCCAUACCGGCAACUAAAUGAAAUGUGGCAAGAGCUUGAAGAAUAUUUCGACCGGCGUUGCUUCGACAUUGAUGAGUAUUUGGACGAAAUUCUUCCCAACGCGCAUCCAGUAUCUACCAUGCAGUAUGACAUUCCGUCCGACGAACCGCAACUCAUGACAGCGGACGAAUUAUUGCGAAGUUUUGCCAUUCCGGAAUCGUUCUUCAAUGAUUUAAUUGUCGAUCCUCCAGCGUUGAAAGACCGGAAUCGAGUUACCGAUGAACUAUUGUUGGAUUCUGUGCGAUCACAAACAUUUUGUUACACCGGUCGCAAAUACGAACAUCCGUUCAAAGAGUUCGUAUCUGCUCGGGUCAACUCAGGUGUUCCACUUCGAAAUGAUUGUAUUGCCGACAGCGAAAUGACCUCGACUCCGUUGAUGUCGAUGUCAUCCAACUUAGAAUGGCUGUCGGUGCUUCAUAAACAGCACCUACAACUGGGCGUAACAGCAGAGGUGAUGGUCAAAAAUGUGUUGCUUGAAAAAUCGGUAAUUCUACCGACUCAAACCGAAGUCAAAAAAGUGAUUCAAAUGCUUUUCAAGAACUUGAACAGCUACAUCGAUCGUCUAUCCCUUGAAUUCGACGAUCACAAAUUUUUUGACACAUCGCGGCUUAGCGAGAUAGCACAAAAAUUACAACAGAAAAUACUGUCCCAUUCUAACGUCGAAACAAAACCGCUGCUCGACAUAUUACUGCAUUGGAUGGAGAUGAUUACUACAUCUUUUGCCGACAUUAAUGACAAACGACGCGAGAUCGAAGAAAUUGUUUCCGAGAAAAUCAUCAACGAAGCGGCUCAGAUCUAUCGUAGACGACUGAUGUCAUCGGAUCGGAAUGAGAGUAAUCGGUCGAUUUGGUAUAAGAGCGAGAGCGACAUCAUUUGCCAAGGAAUACGGCAUGCGUAUGCUAACUGCGGAGAGGUCCUUAUUGCACGUGUGGUGAGUCAGCUUGAAAAACGUCUGGAAAAGGAAGGCGCAGCUAUUAACGAACUUAGAACUGCUCCCGUUAAUUCAACUGUUUCGAGUGGCAUCCACGUAAUAGUUGACUUACUUGUGUCGGAAUACGCCAGCAAUAUCAAUCAGAAAGGGCUGCAAUGUGCUGGCAUAUCGACACUUAAGCAAUUCGAAGAUGUUAAUGUAACUUGUCUCAAAGACAUUUGGAACAAUUUCGACAGAAAAACGAGUGAAAUUCCGUUCUCUGAGAGAAUUGAACUAAAGAAACAGCUGGUUUCAAAGCUAGACUCGGAAUCAAAUUCCAAACGAUUGGAAUUCAAAAGAUCACUGAAAGCAACUGUACCAACGGCUGUUUCAUCUGCGAGCUCCCUUACCAAAUCUGUUGGAAUUCAUUUUGGAUUCGAGACAAUUACCGUCAGCUAUUACGAUAGAGUUGGUAACAGUUUCCGGACUAUCUAUGGACCUAUAGCGAAUGUUGUUUCGUUUUCACCUAACGGAAUCUCCAUUGGGCUAAUACCAUCUAAUUCACUUUCUCUAAACAUGGAAGAUCUUCUCAAAAAGUUGACGGUGGUGGAUCGCACAUAUGAUACAAAAUGUCAUGGGGAACUAAAGAUUGAGUCAAUUAUAGCGUUGAUGCUCAUGUACAUUGACCAAAUCGCAAAGCAGAGCCUACACGCAACUUCGAAAAUUCAGUAUGCCAUAGCCAUUCCAUCCUGUCUUAACGAAGUAAUGCAAAGUGUUUUCAAAACUGCCAUCAAAGCUGCCAACAUUGCUUGCAAGCUGAUUCGCGAACAGUGUGCGCUAACGACCAAUUUUGUUCGGGAACUCCACCCAGCUAUGAGUAAAAACAAGGAUGAAUUCGUUGUAGCGAUGAUAGUCAAUAAGAAAGAAGCGUGCGACUCGGUCGUAUACGGAAUCGAUGAAAGUAUGAAAAUAAAAGUUUUGAGUGCCAGUGGAGCCGAAGAUAACAGAAAUUCUUGGAGGUGGACGCGUGAUACUGGAGUCAACAACGAACUGAAAAAAAUUGAAAGAAAAUGCAACAGGCGAAUUCGUUUCCUUAUUUGCGGCAAAGAUCAAGACAUCUUCAGGCAAAUCAAAAAUAAAUUUAAAGAACCGAAAGUUCAUCUACUCAAAUUCGAUUCAAAUCGACUUGCUGAAGGAGCGGCGUUAUUAUCUUAUGCCGGUUAUGGUUACAGUUUAGACUGUUCUUUUGAUCUUCUCAAUCUGGCAUCGAUCAAAGAACUGUCUAGUGGCGGCCUCAGUUAUCGUUUGAAUCACACGACAAACAGUCCUAACUAUCAGAAUCUUCCAAAACUGUCAAUGCAAUUGCGCAGCAUAAUUGAUAAUCAGAUUAAGGAACUUGGUGAAUGUAAGGCAGCUACACAACAGAUCAUAGUGGGAAAGAUGAAGGACUUGGAAGAAUCGCGUCUCGCAGGACGGGAGAAGGAAAAAUUUCGACAAACGUUGACAAAUGAUUUAAAAGAAGUUGAUGUGGAAUUGAUGAAUCAAUGGGUGGUUGAGCGCAUCGCUGAAAAUUGGAAGACAAAACAAUUUUAAGGGAUGUUGACGCACGAUUUCAUUUCUAUAAAUAUUUUUUUUUGAAUUAAUUGGAAG
Bradysia coprophila is the source of this 2728-nucleotide messenger RNA. RefSeq lists its product as uncharacterized. The record is from RefSeq and is a predicted model, not a curated record. NCBI's taxonomy places the organism in Eukaryota, Metazoa, Arthropoda, Insecta, Diptera, Sciaridae.